UUGGUUAUCAAAGACACCUGUUUAAUUCUCAUACAGCAGUUCAGUGACCUGUUUUACGUGUAUAUAAAGACGGGAACUGAAGGAGUGGUGUCAGACUGCAUCUUUCUGUCUAAAGAGGUGAUAUUUCACAAUGAGGCGUGCUGCAGCUUUUCUGGUGUUGCUGCUCUGUCUGUAUUGGACGAGGGCUCAGGGUGAGAGUGGAGGGGUGACAGGGAAUGAUAUCACUCAGACGGAGGUUCAGUCUGAGAUCCUGGGUGUCAUAGCAACCAGUGAUCAGACCAACAUCACCCCUGACAUCUGGGCUGAGCUGAAGGAGCUGAGAGACAUGGCCAUCAAACACAGUGUGGAGCUGUGGAAGCUGGAGCAGGAGAAUACAGCCAUACAGGCCAGACUGACAGCCAGUGAAAGCAACAAUGCAGUGUUGGAGUGGAAAAUGAACGCCAGUGACAAAGAAGUGGAGGAACUCAAGAGAGAGAACACAGUUUUGAUGGCCAGAAUGAAGACCAGUGAAAAUGUGAUGGAGGAGCUCAAGAAGGAGAACACAGAUCUUCAAUCCAGAGUAACAGCCUUUGAAAAUAAGAGCACAGUGUUGGAGGCCAGAAUGAACGCCAGUGAAAACGAGGUGGAGGAGCUGAAGAGACAGAAUGCAGUGUUGGAGACCAGAAUGAACACCAGUGAAAACGAGGUGGAGGAGCUGAAGAGACAGAAUGCAGACCAACUAAAGGUGGCGUUCUCAUUUGGUCUCACUGACGAUGGACAAGUUGGACCCUUCAAUACUAACAUCCCACUUAAGUUCAGUAAAGUCUUCACCAACUUUGGUCAGGCCUACAGUCCAACUACAGGUCACUUCACAGCCCCAGUCAGAGGAGCCUACUACUUCUCAUUCACUACAGUGGAUAACCGGAAGAACCGCUACAGUGCUGUUAUUCUCUAUCACAAUGACAAGAGAGUGUUGUGGAAUCAGAAUAGCAAUGAUGAACAUGGCUGGAACAGAGUUUCUAACUCACUGGUUCUUCAGCUGGAAAAGGGGGAUGUGGUCUACAUGGUUUUACAUGGUGGCUAUACUGUAUAUGAUAAUUCCGGUAAUCAUAGUACCUUUAAUGGAAUUCUGCUUUUUCCACUGUGAGACUAAAACAU
Molecule: messenger RNA, 1137 nt
Organism: Scomber scombrus (Atlantic mackerel)
Lineage: Eukaryota; Metazoa; Chordata; Actinopteri; Scombriformes; Scombridae
Exons: 9
Coding region: 131-1126 (331 amino acids)
Molecular function (GO): protein binding
Source: RefSeq, a predicted model, not a curated record